Molecule: messenger RNA, 2724 nt
Organism: Nothobranchius furzeri (turquoise killifish)
Lineage: Eukaryota; Metazoa; Chordata; Actinopteri; Cyprinodontiformes; Nothobranchiidae
Gene: cers4b
Product: ceramide synthase 4b
Biological process (GO): ceramide biosynthetic process
Cellular component (GO): membrane
Molecular function (GO): DNA binding; sphingosine N-acyltransferase activity
Source: RefSeq, a predicted model, not a curated record
GUUCCUAUCGGCAGCAUGUGCGUUGGCUCCGGUAGCCUGCUUGUUUCACGUUGGUAAAAAUAAAAAUAAAAAAACUGCGCGUGCUUGUCUCCGCCCUCCUCGGGGAGCAGGGUGCGUGGAAAUCAAGCUCCUCCUUCUCCUCUCCCAUUCCCCGUGCUUGUUUCUCAUCAUCAUCAUCAUCAUCAACAUGAACACGAACAGGAUGGAGGCCCUGCUGAAUGAUUGGCUGUGGCAGGAGGAGUACUGGCUCCCUCCUGGUAUCUCCUGGCAGGACACUGAGAUGGAGCAAGGCGAGGGCCACUUUCCUCUACCCAGGGAUCUCAUCUACACCCUGCCUCUGGCCGUUGUCUUUAUAGUCCUCAGAUAUGUAUUUGAAAGGAUCAUCGCCAUUCCUUUCAGCAAAUGUUUAGGUGUGAAGGAUCGGGUUCGCAUUCGAGCCACGUCCGUCCCAAAGCUGGAGACGUUCUACAAACACAACAGUCGGCAGCCAUCGCAGAGUGAAGUGGUGAGCUUGAUGAAGCUGUGUGGGCUCUCACAAAAAAAGAUCCAGACGUGGUUCAAACACAGAAGGAACCAGGACCGACCUAGCAACACAAAAAAGUUCUGCGAGGCAUCGUGGAGAUUUGUGUUCUACCUGAUCUCGUUCACAGCAGGCCUCUGCUCUCUAAUAAAUACUCCGUGGUUCUGGGAUCAGAAAGAGUGCUGGACGGGUUAUCCUAAACAGCCUGUGGCAGAUGUUCAUUACUGGUAUUACAUGCUGGAGAUGAGUUUCUAUUUGUCCCUGCUUCUCAGCAUUUCUGUGGACGUCAAACGAAAAGACUUUAAGGAGCAGGUGAUUCAUCACAUCGCCACCUUGUUCCUUAUUAGUUUCUCUUACUGUGCCAACUAUGUGAGGGUUGGCACCUUGGUGAUGCUGGUGCACGAUUCGUCUGACUUCAUCCUCGAGUCUGCCAAGAUGUUGCACUAUGCAGUGUGGACAAGGACAUGUGACUCUCUGUUUAUCGUCUUUGCUGUUGUUUUCCUGGUUACCAGACUGGUGGUGUUUCCUAGCAGAAUCAUCCACACCACCAUGGUGGUCUCUAUGGACUUCUUCCAGCCCUUCUUUGGUUAUUAUUUCUUCAACGCUCUGCUGUUAGUGCUACAGGCGCUGCACGUCUUCUGGGCCUACCUCAUUGUGCGGAUGGCUUUUAAAUUUGCCUUCAUGGGCAAGGUUGAGAAAGAUGAACGCAGUGAUGCAGAAAGCGAGGUGGAUGAAAACGAAGAGGAAGAGGAGGAUGAGGAGUCAGAGGAAGAAAGGGAUGGAUCCAACUGGGAGCAACAGAAAGAGAGGAUCAACUCCAAAAGGACAUCUCUGGCUAAGAACUGUGUCCUGAACAACCUGACCAACCAGAGGAACAUAAGCAGCAGGCUGCCUAAAGCCAGAUAGUGGAGCUGUUCCCUCCAUCUGCUUUCAGAGAAAAACUCCUUCCUGUCAUCAGUUCAAUGAAUAAAGCUUAUGUGCAUCGGGGUCACUUCACAGUAGUUGUUCAUCAUACUCUUCUUCAAAGCACAAAGGACCGUGUAAACGUACAUCAUUAGUGAGACUAUAGGACAAGAUGCUAAAACACCUCGGGUAAAAUAAACGAUUAUUAACAGAUCAGUCCUUCUUCAUGUCUAACUGUAGAGUCUGUAUUUAUGCUGCUUUUUAUAAGUCAUUUGUAAAUAUCUACGGAAAGGAACUGCUUAAUUCAUCAUUUGUUUUUCGAGGGACUAAGUUUGAUUAGACUGUUAAGUGAAAUGUGGUGUGAUGUAUUUUAGGCAGAAGAAUCCUAAAGCUAUCUUUUAUUUGUAAUGAACCCCCACGGCUCGAUAGUUCCUUUUGUAGACAAUAUUUGAAAUCUUGUAAUUUGUUUAAAAACUUUUUUUAUAUAUAUUUGUUGUAGUUUUACUUUUUUUAAAUGAAAACCUAAGCAAUGCUGCGGAAACUCAGAUAAAGCUUCUGGUGUUUAACAGCCACAGCGCCCCCUUCUGUACAAAGAGGAUGUUCUCUGCUUUCAGUGUCAUUUUCCCUUCUUUUUUUUUUAUCAAACCCAAAAAUUCCAACCCUUGAGCAAUAUUCAGUCUCUAGUUGCUGUAAACCCAUGACUAGCAGCAUGAUUUAUGAAGGUUUGCACCACUGGAGUUUUGUUUUUGUGCCUUAGGUCGCUGUAUUUGUCACUAUUUUGUAACGAGCUCUCAGAAUGACGUUUGUGUGCUUAUCUGGUUCCCUUCAUUGUACAUAAGCAAGAGAACAAUGUCACCUGGGUUAGCCAUGAAAGGCAGAUGUUUGAUGGUCAGAUGUUUUUAUUCUUGCAUUGUCAAACCAUUUUUACAUGAAUCUGCUGGUAUUGUGUAAUCUACUGAUAAUCUAAACACAUAUUUAUUCUGUACACUGGAGCUCAGUCAAAUAUGCUGCUGCAAAAAGAAACUGCUCCUCAACUCGUUAGUGUUAUUCACCUUUGAGUGUGCUCACAAUCUGUAUAGGAUGUGUAAAUUUUCCCUGGUGUUGAAAAUCAAAAGGGCUGAUCCACCAAAUAACAAAAAAAGACCCAGUAGAAUAUUGCUUUUUUUAUUAGAUAUUAGAAAAAAUAAUAAAAAGAAAUUUGAUUUUUAUUCUAUUGGACUUCUCUGCAAUGAGUAACCAUGGAAUAUUCUGUUUAAUGUGUGGUAUUGAAAGUUUUAAUAAACUACUCAUGUUGAAUAAGA